Molecule: messenger RNA, 1055 nt
Organism: Nematocida parisii ERTm1
Lineage: Eukaryota; Fungi; Microsporidia
Exons: 1
Coding region: 1-765 (254 amino acids)
Biological process (GO): ribosomal large subunit biogenesis
Cellular component (GO): preribosome, large subunit precursor
Source: RefSeq, a predicted model, not a curated record
AUGAAGUGCACCACAUGUAAUAAAGAAGUUGAAAAUAAAAAAGAGCACUAUAAAAGUGCAAUACAUGAAGAAAACUCUAAAAGGCGAUUGGCGGGCAUAGAACCCAUGGAUAGUCUGGAGGUAAAAGAGUGCGAGAGUAUAAGCGUAAAAAAGCCAGAGACUAAUAAUAAACGGACAGAAGAAACUGGCGUGUAUGCGCUAAAGGAGAAUGAGUGCCUAUACUGCGAUGAGAUAGUCAGCGGCGAGUAUAUUGAGCAUUUAGAAAUGCACGGAUUUAAACUGCUUCUUCCUCAGUAUAUAGUGAAUGUGUGCGGUUUGAUAAAGCAUUUAAAAGAAAAGAUUGGAUACUGCAUGUGUACUUGCUGUAAUAAAAGGUUCUCGUGUAUUAGCAAAGCACGCAGCCAUAUGGUAUCAAUGCAUCAUAUGAACUAUAUCAACACGGAGGAAUAUGACAGUUUUUAUAGCUAUCCAGAGAAGGGCAUUGGAUAUAUUUCACAGGAUGGAAGUGAGCUGUACUUGCCAUCUGGAAAGAUUGCUGGAAACAAGAGGUACAAUAAGUACUAUGCACAGACACUGAGAGAUAUAGAAUACUACCAAGAUAUGAAUAAGAAACACACACAAGUGGUGACAAAAGAGGUACCAGAGCAGACAGAAGAAGAGAAAUUAAAGAUAAAACAGUUUACUCAGCGCUUUGAGAGAAACAAACUCAAAAUAGGAAGAAGCAAUAAUAAUCAAAAACACUUUAGAGAUGACUGGAUGCAAUAGGUAUAUUUGCAUUGGGUUGUUUUUUCAGUGUGCUAUGAAAUAUUCCAAAAGUUUGCAGACAUAGAGCGUAUCUUAUUCUGAAAUAUGAGUUAAUAUUUCAAUUGAAUGCAGAGAUGUGUGCUAGGGGAAUUUAGGAUGGUUCGUAUGAGUAAAUAGCUGUCUGCAUAUAGAUUUGUAGAGAUUGCAUAAUUUAAAUAUUCUCGUCUAAUUUAAUUUUCAGUUAUAUUUUAGAGUAUCUCUGAUUAUAUUUAGAAGACGAAGGCGCUUAGUGUUAUAAUAAAGGGUCGGCA